AUGCGCAAGCAAGCAAGACCUGUCCGAAACCCUCUCUCCGGGCCCGGCAACGGCCAGACGAGCGGGCAGCAUCCGCCGCGAUCUCCCGCUGUUCCUCCGCGAUCUCCCGCUGUCCCCCCGCGAUCUCCCGCUGUCCUACCGCGGAACGGCGCUUCUGGCAUGCGGCUGGAAAGUCAAGGCACCUCUUCAGACACGUACAUGUACACGUACAAAGAAGCCGAGACAGUGUAUCAUACAAUAAAGGAUGAGGAUCUGCCGCCGUCUUUAGUUAGCACGAGGCGGCAGGCGGGGGUGGAAAGCGAGGGGCCGCCGUCGCAAUCACCUGCCGGCCACCAGCCUGGUUUCAACGGCCAUGCCCGCCAUGGCGACGGCGCAUCCGGCAAUCUCCAAGACCAGGACGGUGACGAAGAAACCGAAGCGAAAAAAGGUAAAACAGGUGUCCGCUUUGGUGUCUGUGGCUUCAUCCGCUCCCACCACAUCAGCCUGGCCGCCGGUAUCGCCGUGCUGCUGAGUCUUGUUGCUGUAGGACUCGCCCCUUUGGCGUUGCUCAACAAAGAGGAAAUGUCUCAAAUCUCGAUCACUAUUGGCGCUUUAAAGCGUGACCUGGACAACAGAACUGCUCUUUUGGAGAAACGUCUUAACGAGAUAAUAACAGCUAUGGAUGAUCGUGGACCUGUCGGGCCCAGUGAAAAGAAACCCAUUGGCUCAGCUUGUCUUGGUUGUGUUGGGCCCCCUGGUCCUCCUGGAACUGCCGGGCCUUCUGGGCCUCCCGGAGAGAGGGGACCAGUGGGUCAGCCGGGACCUGGAUCUGUUGGGCUUCCUGGGCCUUCCGGAGAAAGGGGUUCCGUCGGGCCUCCCGGGCCACCCGGGGAAAGGGGUCCCAUUGGCCCAGAGGGACCUGGAUCUGUUGGACCACCUGGGCCUUCCGGAGAGAGGGGUCCCGUGGGGCCUCCUGGGCCACCCGGAGAAAGGGGUCCCAUUGGCAAAGAGGGACCUGGAUCUGUCGGGCCACCUGGGCCUUCCGGAGAGAGGGGUCCCGUGGGGCCUCCUGGGCCACCCGGAGAAAGGGGUCCCAUUGGUCCAGAGGGACCUCGAUCUGUCGGACCGCCUGGGCCUCCCGGAGAAAGGGGUCCCGUGGGGCCUCCUGGGCCUGACGGGGAAAGGGGUCCCGUAGGGCCUCCAGGGCCACCAGGAGAAAGGGGUCCCACUGGCCCAUUGGGACCUGGAUUUGUGGGACCACCUGGGCCUCCCGGAGAAAGGGGUCCCAUGGGUCUGCCGGCACCUGGGUUUGUCGGGCAUCCUCGCUCUAAGUCGCCGCCGCCAGCUGGGUCCAUCGGUCCGCCUAGCCUUCCCAGAAGCGCAGUGCACUCUGCCGGAAAAGCUGAAACACUCCAAGAGGGCACGGUGAAUGCAGGUACUUGUAAAAAUCUGUAAGGCCUCAGUAAGAAAGUUUUAUGGAUGACAUAGGCGCGUGAAUUAAUUUUCGCCUGAGGACACAGACUUAAUUGUAUGAAUGGCAUAUUCUGAAUACUCCAAAACUAGUGCGCGCGGGCAAAUAAAAAAGAAUUCCGGCCAAAAAUAAAAAUGCAACUAA
This is a messenger RNA of Branchiostoma belcheri (Belcher's lancelet), 1594 nucleotides long. RefSeq names its product collagen alpha-1(XIII) chain-like. The transcript is spliced from 4 exons. The coding region runs from base 1 to 1434 and encodes 477 amino acids. The record is from RefSeq and is a predicted model, not a curated record. NCBI's taxonomy places the organism in Eukaryota, Metazoa, Chordata, Leptocardii, Amphioxiformes, Branchiostomatidae.